ACUAUUCGGGCGAUUUAAUAAAGAUUUGUACAUAAGAAUUAUAGUUAACACAGCUGAAAUUUAAACUAAUACAAAUUCUUUUAUCACUAGGUUGCAAUUAAUCGAAGUUUAGUUUAGUUGGUGAUUAAUCACGAGUCCAGGACUGUGACCGCGCAGCUGCGUGACCGCGCAAUCACAACAAUUAGGUUUCGGUAAACCUGUCGCGUCGGUUUUCUCCGUGUUACCAGAACAGAGAAGGCUAUUCAGAAGAAAGGUUUCAGCUUUAGCAAGUCAUCACAGACCUUCAAAUAAAUCGAGGCAAAGUGCAUGCUGAUGAUGCUGAAGAUCUCUGGCUGAGGCAGUGAACAAGGGCGCAAACUGUUGUGUGUUGGAGAAAGGAUCAGAAGCAGACUGUAAAAGAUGGCCAACUUUAAAGGACAUGCACUGCCUGGCACUUUCUUCUUUCUCUUUGGCUUCUGGUGGUCUGUGAAAUAUCCACUGCGACACAGCUGGAAGAAGAAACAACAUGGCAUGAGGCAAAAUCUACCUCUGUUCUUUAACAGGAUAGACCUCAUUGAGGGCAGUGUGAAGAUCUUUUUCGCUUUUGUUGGCAUCAUGGCUGAGCAGUUUGUACCUGAUGGACCUCAUGCUCACCUUUUCAAUGGGGAAUGGGUGAAGCUAAUGAACUGGCAACACAGCACCAUGUACCUCUUCUUUGGUAUCUCUGGCAUUGCAGAUGUUCUCAGCAUGUCCUCGCUUCCUGUCCCACCUGGCCUUGACCACUUUGGACUCUCUCUCGCUCUUUUUGUAGAAGGGUUCCUUUUCUAUUUCCACGUACAUAGUCGGCCUGCUCUGGACCAGCACAUUCACUCGUUGCUCCUAGUGGCUAUAUUCUGUGGGGCAGCCAGCACUAUGCUUGAGGCUUUUCUGCAAGAUAAUGCUCUGCUCGAGGUGUUCAGGUGCAGCCUGGCUAUACUGCAAGGCACCUGGUUUUAUCAGAUCGGUUUUGUGUUGUAUCCUCUAAAUGGACAAGAGUGGGAUCUGGAAAACCACGGCAACAUCAUGUUUAUUACUAUGUGCUACUGUUGGCAUUAUGCAGUAGCUUUGUUGAUUGUGGGUGUGAACUACAGCACGGUGUGGUGGAUCACCAACCGGUACGGAGGGAAGCAGAGGACAGAUUUAGAAUUCAGCCUCAGGAAAACCACUCAAUCGGACACUAGUUCCCAGAAGGCUUUGCUCCAGGAAUCGGAUGAAGAAUAGACUUCUGGUAACUAGCAUAUGAAGAUUUCAGCUGAUAUCAGUAGAGAUACAAAUUCUGCUCCUUCAGAAUUCCUGACCAAACCCGCCUGCUCCUGCAGGAAUUUUUUUAGCUAAUCCCGCUAAUCCUGCAAAUGCAUUUUUGUUUAUCUAGUAGAAAAGCACUUAUUGAGUUGUUAUUUUAUUUCAUGGCAUCACAGAGCAUUUUAUCUUAUCAUUAUGCCUUAAUGUUUCAUUAUGUCCAGUUAUUUAUAGUUCUACUUUUGUGAGUUAUUAAGUUCAGAUUAAACUCAUUCAUGUGACCAGACAAACAAGCCAAUAAUUAUAAGAACUCAAUAAUAAAUAUAAUAAUUUUUAUAGUGUUGGACUGUGAUUUCAAAUUGAGAACCAUUGAUUUAAAACACAGCAAAAAUACAUCGGAAUAAUAAAUACCUAACAUAACUGAUUAGAAAUAGAUUAGACUGCUUUAGAUCCAACUUUAAUCAAAUAGUAUAAAUGUUCAUAAUGAACAAGCUUUCCUAACUGAAAACCACAAUAAUGUGUUGAUCAAAAACAUAAGCAUAAUUUGUGUGUGUUCCAAUGAAACCUGUGAAUAAAGUACUUUUUUUUCUAA
This is a messenger RNA of Hemibagrus wyckioides, 1849 nucleotides long. RefSeq names its product transmembrane protein 45B (gene tmem45b). The transcript is spliced from 6 exons. Lineage: Eukaryota; Metazoa; Chordata; Actinopteri; Siluriformes; Bagridae. The record is from RefSeq and is a predicted model, not a curated record. The coding region runs from base 400 to 1239 and encodes 279 amino acids.